AUGCCGCAGAUGACAAUGGGACCGCUGCAGCUGGAAUCGCCUGCAAGCGAUGGCGGCCAUUCGGGGCUGUUUCACCUCCACCACAAGAAGAGGGAGCCUAAGCGCCGCCCCGAGGACCUGCGUUCCAUUAGGUCGCCGCCCCCUACGGCGCCGACAAGCGCGCCGCAGUCCCCGAGCCACUCGCUUCUGAACGGCCUGAAGAUGCACCCAGUUAAUAUCCUUUCCGGGCCCCCAGUCGGCCUGGAUGGCACCCCCUCCCGGGAAUCCCUCAGCUCGAGAGACUCGCUUGCCAGCGCGGGUGAAGGAUCAGAGCGGCCGCCUCCCGUCGCGCCGCCGCUCCCGCAUCUUCCGCUGCGCAAGAGGUCCUCGCAGCGCUUGCGCCAAAGAGCCGCAUCCCCUCUCUUGUCCUCCCCUCUCAACGAGUCCCGGAUCCCUCGUUCCGCCGCGGACCACCCCUCCCCCACUCGUUCCACCCGCUCCACCCGCUCCUCGCGCCAGACGAGCACCGCCUCCAAGCCUUAUACCGACGAGCCCUUGUCCAGCCUCCAGCCGUCGCCGCUCGGUUCGCCCAUCUCGACCCGUACGGAUGCCGAUGACCAGGACGAGGACGUCGUGGAUCCGCUUCCCGAUUCGUACCGCCUUCGCCCGCGUGCGUCUUCCCACACGAUCAGCAAGCCGCAGCGCGCGCUUAGGACGUCGACGUCGAUCCCGAACCUGGCCCAGCUGCGUGCGAGGGAAGUGGUCUCAGCCCAGGGACACAGAAGGGAGAGGAGGAGCACUGUCCGCGACAGUUACCUCUCGAUGCUCCGUCGGGAACCCCCGGGCAGGCCGCUCGUCCUUGGAGAGGAAAUGCGGUCGAGCUAUCGUUCGAAUGUCACCAACUCUUCCUCCGGCUUUGUCGACGCGAGCGGCACGGAGCGCAGCAGCAUCAUCUCCGAAAGGAGCGGGAUGAGCACCACUCCUUACACAACCGAUUAUGAAAACACAGAUGUGGAGAAGACGGAUUUCGAGCAGACCGAUGCUGAGCAGGAGUUGAUGACGGUCGAGGACGCGAUUGAUAUGUAUGAGAUGGGAUUCGAGGAUGAUCCGGCAGACGUUCCUGAGGGGUCGGACGAGGGUUAUGCGUCUCAGGUUCCCACAAACACCACCCCGGAAGAAGCUCAGACACCGCCAAGGGUGCGACGACACUCGACAAGCAGUCUCCGUGACUCGGCUCUUGGCCCCGACGCCCCUGCAGACCACGAAAUCCCUUAUGUUACCCCAUCUCGCAACGAUCGAGUGUCCAAGAUCAUGGCCGAACAAGAGGUCGCCGCCCAACUCCCCGCGCCGCAUUCAGCCAGGUCCGCCCGUUCCGCCCGCUCCGCCCGCUCAGCCGCAUCGGGCAAAACGAACAAGUCCAAGGGCUCCAUCAACAUGGUGGCAGACAAGACGUUCUCGCAAAUGCUCGCCCCGAGGAUGUCGACAAUGGAAAAGAAGGUGGAACUGAAAGCCGGGUCCUCGAUCCCUCGUGACCAAUAUGGUUUCAAGAAAGCCACGCAAUAUAUUACGGUGGAGCAGUACGACGCGUGGAACGCGCCUUACAGGGAAUACACCGAGCGUCGACGCAAGAAGUGGCAGAACCUCAUGAGGCAACAUGGACUUCCUAUCAACAAGCCUACCCGUUUCCCGCCGAGGAGUGAGAAGGUGAAGAGGUUCAUCCGCAAAGGUAUUCCCCCGGAAUGGAGGGGUGCGGCCUGGUUCUACUACGGCGGAGGCCCCGCCAGGCAGGCCGCCAACCCUGGCCUGUACUGGGAAUUGGUCGAGCAGGUCAGCGAUGGUCAGCUGAGCGAGCAAGAUCGCGAGCAUAUCGAGCGCGACCUCAACCGCACCUUCCCGGACAAUGUCAGGUUCAGGCCUGAGUCGAGAGCAUCCAUGAACGCGGCCCAUCUGCUUGACACGAAAUCCACCGACCUGACGCCGGAUUGUGAAACACCGAUCCUACGCGCGUUGCGUCGCGUGCUUCAAGCCUUUGCCGUCCACAACCCCGGAAUCGGUUACUGCCAAUCGCUCAACUUCUUGGCCGGUCUUCUGCUCAUCUUCUUGGAUGAAGACGAGGAAAAGGCAUUCAUCAUGCUUGACAUCAUCACCAGCAUCCACCUUCCUGGCACUCAUGGUCGCGUGCUGGAAGCCAACAUCGACAUUGGUGUUCUCAUGCACUGCAUCCGCGAGUCCAUGCCGGCCAUCUGGAACAAGAUCGACGAUACCAAGGAAUUCGAGCCGAAUGUCACUACCACGUCCGCACGCCUCCCCACCGUCUCGCUCGCCAUGACCUCGUGGUUCAUGUCUCUUUUCGUCGGUAACUUCCCGAUCGAGACAGUGCUGCGUGUGUGGGAUUCGUUCUUUUACGAAGGCUCCAAGACGUUGUUCCGCAUUGCGCUGGCCAUUUUGAAGAUUGGCGAGGCCGAGAUCCGGGCCAUCUCGGAUCCCAUGGAGGUCUUCCAGAUCAUCCAGACGCUUCCUCGUCGUCUCAUCGACCCCAAUUCUCUCAUGGACGCGUGUUUCCGCCGUCGCAACGGUUUCGGACACGUCAAGCAGGAGACGAUUGACGCACGCCGCGUUGAGCGCCGUCGUGCGCAUCAGCAAGACAUUGCCCGCAUCAGUGGCAACUGGGCCGCCAAGUUCGGCAAGAAGGAGAUUGACGGGCAAUCUAUGCGGUCGAAGACAGGAGUCCGCAGAGCGGCCAGUAAGCGCUUCAAGGCUAAGCGCAGAGCCCGUACCGACCAACCGUAG
This is a messenger RNA of Diplodia corticola, 2769 nucleotides long. RefSeq names its product gtpase activating protein. The transcript has a single exon. The record is from RefSeq and is a predicted model, not a curated record. The coding region runs from base 1 to 2769 and encodes 922 amino acids. NCBI's taxonomy places the organism in Eukaryota, Fungi, Ascomycota, Dothideomycetes, Botryosphaeriales, Botryosphaeriaceae.